CCCGCCCCACUCACCGUCGCCGGGCGUGCUUCCUGCUUCCGAGGCUAUAUAAAAGCCGCUUCCGGUGUCGUUGCCCGGCUCUUCUUUGGGACUCCUCCGAGGCCAUCCAGCUCCAGCAUGAGUUUCCCAGGGUUAAGCCUGAAGAAAGUCGAAGCUUUCAACCUCAGCCUGAAAGCUGAGCCCCGGUACCACUUGGCCCAAAAUGUGGCCACCUGUGCGGAUCCGCUGGAGCUGUGCCUGGAGCGGAGCGUGGUGCAAGACACCCUCCAGGUGUUCCAACAUGCCAUACCUGCCGAGGGCAAACCCGUCACCAACCAGAAGAACUCGGGCCGCUGCUGGAUUUUCUCCUGCCUGAACGUGAUGCGUCUUCCAUUCAUGAAGAAGCUCAACAUCGAGGAGUUUGAGUUCAGCCAGGCCCAUCUCUUCUUCUGGGAUAAGGUGGAACGCUGUUACUAUUUCCUGGAUGCCUUUGUGAAGACAGCAAAGAAUGAGCCUGUGGACAGCCGGCUGGUGCAGUUCUUGCUGGCCAAUCCCUGCAACGAUGGUGGACAAUGGGAUAUGCUGGUCAACCUAAUUGAGAAACACGGCGUCAUUCCCAAGAAACUUUUCCCUGAAUCAUUCACUACCGAGGCUUCCAGACGGAUGAAUGAGAUCCUGAGCUACAAGAUGCGGGAGUAUUGCCACCGGCUACGAAACAUGGUGGAGACCGGAUGUAAUGAGGAUGAGCUCUGUGCGGCCAAGGAUGCCAUGAUAGAAGAGGUAUUCAGAGUGGUCACCAUCUGUCUGGGGAGCCCCCCAAAGACGUUCACUUGGGAGUAUUAUGACAAAGAGAAGAAUUACCACAAAAUCGGCCCCAUCUCCCCACUGGACUUCUAUAAGGAGCAUGUCAAGCCCCUCUUUAACAUGGAGAGCAAGGUCUGCCUGGUAAAUGACCCUCGGCCCAAGAAUGAAUACAACCGGCUCUACACCGUGGAGUAUUUGGGGAACAUGGUUGGUGGGAGGAAGACUCUCUACAACAACCAGCCUAUCGAUCUCCUAAAGAAAGUGGCGGCAGCAUCCAUUCGUGACGGAGAGGCAGUAUGGUUCGGCUGUGACGUCGGGAAGCACUUCAACAGCAAACUGGGAAUCAAUGACAUGAAUAUAUUUAAUCAUGAGUUGCUCUUUGGUGUAUCAGUCAAGACCAUGAAAAAGGAUGAACGCCUCAUCUUUGGCGACUCCAUGAUGACUCACGCCAUGGUCCUGACCGCCUUCAGCGAGGAGGAAGACAAAGAGGGCUGCUUUGAAAAAUGGCGUGUGGAGAACUCCUGGGGCGAAGAACGUGGAAAUAAAGGUUACCUCAUCAUGACGGAUGAGUGGUUCUCGGAGUACGUCUACGAAGUGGUGGCGGACCGGAAACAUGUGCCGGAAGAGGUCCUGGAAGUCAUGCAUCAGGAGCCCAUCGUCCUGCCGGCCUGGGAUCCCAUGGGGGCACUGGCCAAGUGAACUUGGGAGGGGGAAGGAAGGGGGUCUGGUGGGAGGUCUCCUUCUGGUCAGCUUUGAAGCAACCGUAGUAUGUGUAUGUAUAUGUGAAGAGGGGAACCGGGAGCCAAAGUCCCUCUGCCAGGACAUCGGCAUAGAAGAGUGGGAUUUCAUACUUCUUUUGAAGGAACAGGGAUGAAGCAACACCGCAACCUCGCACUGAUUCACGUACGCUUUCCCUUUGUAGUACGGCCCACCUUCCUUUUUAGAAAAAAGAAAUCCUUCUUUUAAAUGCUUUCCCUAAUUAACUUGUUUCUAAAACUCCUUCUGAGCAAACCUUGCAUAGAAAAAGCGGAGCGUAAAGCUGAGAUGACUAGCCGGUUCUUAGGAUGACGAUUUUCUCUGCUGUCAAAUUUCUGAGAUGGAAUACGUGAUGCGAAGAAUAAGGAAUCAUUGUAGGGCUGAUGCAGCCCCUUUCUUACCCAUAAGCUUCAGUCUGUCGUGCUUUUUGUUUUUUCCAGCUGAGAAAUGAUUCAAAGUCAUAGCCAUAGGACCCCUUCCUUCUUCACCUCUCUCCCUGCACCCUUCAGUGAAGCUCAGCAGAACAACCUCUUAAAUGGAUUUGAGGCUCAAUUCAAGAAUGUCCAGUUCUUGCCUGAAAUGUUUUUUAAAAGCAAAAAAAUCCUGAUAACUGCAUUUUAUCGGAAUGCUGUUGACAACUUACAUGGUGCUAAUGAAGCGUUUGAAUUAAAUACAUCUGGCUUGAAUGAG
Molecule: messenger RNA, 2229 nt
Organism: Anolis carolinensis (green anole)
Lineage: Eukaryota; Metazoa; Chordata; Lepidosauria; Squamata; Anolidae
Gene: blmh
Product: bleomycin hydrolase
Exons: 12
Coding region: 118-1482 (454 amino acids)
Biological process (GO): proteolysis; L-homocysteine catabolic process; response to toxic substance
Cellular component (GO): cytoplasm
Molecular function (GO): cysteine-type aminopeptidase activity
Source: RefSeq, a predicted model, not a curated record